AUGGCGACCACAGAGCGCAGAUCGGACGCCGCCGGCGAUCAGAGAGCAGGAGGAUCUACCCAGAAUUACUGGGUUUCUAGGAAGGAACCCGUGAAGCGCGUUGUUUCAUUUCAAGGUGUUGGAAGAACCCUUGGAGGAAACAGUUCUGCAGUAUCUGAGCAUACUGUUCCUGCUCCUCUGAAUUCUGCCCCGCCUCCUUGUACUGGGCUGGUUGUGGAUCAGAGCCAACCAUUAACUCCAAUUCAGCUCAGGUUAGUAGAUGGGACUCGUAUGGUGGCUCAUUUUAACUACAAUCACGCAAUUAAUGAUAUUGGGACCUUCAUUGAUGCCUCACGACCAGGAGGAAGUAGAACUUACCAGCUUCAGACUGUCGGGUUUCCUCCCAAACCGCUCAAUGAUCUGAACCAAACAAUAGAGCAAGCUGGCCUUGCUAACUCAGUUGCAAUGCAGAAACUUUAA
Molecule: messenger RNA, 459 nt
Organism: Spinacia oleracea (spinach)
Lineage: Eukaryota; Viridiplantae; Streptophyta; Magnoliopsida; Caryophyllales; Amaranthaceae
Product: plant UBX domain-containing protein 4-like
Exons: 3
Coding region: 1-459 (152 amino acids)
Biological process (GO): membrane fusion; proteasome-mediated ubiquitin-dependent protein catabolic process; autophagosome assembly
Cellular component (GO): nucleus; cytosol
Molecular function (GO): ubiquitin binding
Source: RefSeq, a predicted model, not a curated record